AUGUCUUCCAACUUUGGUACCGCUUCCCCCAGCCGUGCUGCGGCCUGGAAGCUUGAUCUUCCCACCUCGUCUCAUCCCGCAGAGUCGGUCAAGCUCCCGGAUGAUGGAAGCAAGGACGCCGAAUCUAUCAUAGGAGAGGACGAGCGUGUCUUGGUUGAUCAUGGCGAUCUCCAAGAGGGUGGCAAGUACCGCUCCAUCGUCAAGAUCCAGUCCAGGUUCAAUGACAGAACUACUGGCCGCGCCGUUUGGAUGAUCGGCACCGGUUGGCUGAUUCGCCCGGAUCUUCUUGUCACUGCUGGACACGUCGUCUACGACCAUGGAUACCGAUAUGGUCCCGCCGACCAGAUCAAGUGCUACAUCGGCUACAACGGCCGUGACUCUGUCAAGACCUCGGCUGUCCAGGCUCGGUAUGGCCUCAAUGUCAUCUCCACGGCUGAGUGGAUCGAGUCGCCCAACAACCGAAGCCGCGACGUUGCUUUCAUCCAGGUCGACCGCCCAUUCACUGGAAACCUCCGCACCUUCAACUUCACCAAGACGCCCCCUUCGGGCCAGGGCAUCGUCCUCGGUGUUGUUGGCUAUCCUGGAGACAAGUCCCUCAGGGAUGUUGAUGGCGAAGAUGAGAAGGGUGCCCAGAUGUACGAGGAGUUCGCAAAGACCGACUUCGACUUGGCUGCCAGCCCUGGCAACAUGGUUGAAUAUCGAGUCUCUACCUUUGGAGGCCAAUCCGGCGCCCCGAUCCUGCGCAAGGCUCGUGGACAGUUUACCAGCAUCGGUACACACUGCUAUGGUGGUGGUGGCCAGAAGAGCAACUCAGGCAACGCCAUCGGUGGUGUGUACGGAAACAACUAUGAUGCCUUCAUUGCCCUGUUCAACAUCGGUCAGCAAGCGUUCGGAACUGCUGCCAAUAUCAAGUCGAUUGACUGCCAGGCCAACGGCAACUCUUCCUCGGGCACUGGUCUGAACGGGAGUCUCGCUAGUGGCCUCGACAAGGGCGGCUUCACCAGCACUGGCUUCAACAGCACUGGCUUCAACAGUAGCGGCUUCGACAACAUCAGCUCCAGCAAAGACUUGAACGGGAGAGUGACCAGUGGCCAGAACCGAAGCGGUGUUCCAUCUGGUGACCAAGCCGAGUUCAUGCAGAUCCUCAGGACAGUAGCGGGAGUGGGCUCUGCAGUUCUUCCCAUCGCCUCCUCUCUGCUUGGGCCCAUGGGUUCGCUCGCCGGCAUGGCAGCUGGGCAUUUCCUCGGGAAACUCACCAGAGAGAGUAUGCAGUCUGAGAGUGGCAUGGCUGGAAUGCCUGGCGAUGACGAUGCCAUUGCUGCUCGGGCAUUGGUUGCCGAAGCAGCCCUUGAGGCGAUCCUGUCGGCCAACGAGUCCCCUGAGCAUGAGGAAGUCAUCAAGAAAAUGAAGGAUAUCUGGUCGACCAGUACUCCCAACGUUGAUGCCUUGGCUCCUGUGCUUACCCCAGGCCUCACAGAGUGUGCUCUGGACAUUGCCUCUCAUCGACUGGAAAGGGCCGCCACUGGUACCACUCGCCAGGGCCAGGAAAGCACUCUGCUUCCCGAGCGCCGCGACCUUGGCAUUUCGAUCCAUGAGGCUGGCGGUGCCGAAGCUGCCUUUGUCCAGGCUAUGUAUGGACCGACCCGCCCGCUCGCCGACGCAGAGGGAGGCUGGGGCUGGCUUGGAUCUGUCAUCAGCACCGUGGGCAAGGCUGCGGUCCCCAUCGUUGGUAAAGUGGCCAGUGGUGCCCUUUCAGGUGUUGUCGGAUCGCUGGGGGGACUGCUCCGCAGCGAGUCCAUGUCAGACAGCGUCAGUCCCAACGAAGAGGCGACCCGGAUUCUCCUCAAGCGCGCCUUGAUGGCAGACACGGCGCUACAGGCCUUGAUGACCCUUCCCCGCGAGAAGCUGGAGCGCCUGCAGGUCACGCACAACAAUAGUGGCGAGACCGAGGGCAUCAUCGACUUCAUCAAGACUGGCGUGCAGAAGCUUGGCCCCACGGUUCUGAACGCUGCCAAGGACAUGGCCAACAAGUACGUGCCCAUUGCCAUCAACUAUGGCGCAAAGAAGAUCUCGACCCAUCUUGGUCUUCCUGCCGAAGCCCUUCCCAGCCGCACCAUCCGCAAGCAGCCUUCUUUCCGGGACUCUCUCAAUGCUGGAAACAUUGUCAAGGUGAGCCAUGUCCAGAAUACGCCCGAGGCGCCGGCCAGCGUUGAUCUUUCUGCCCUUCUCCUGGCUCGUCAGGAGGUCUGGAAGCCUUCCAACGUGUGGCGAAAGGACUGGGAUGACAACGAUGAUGGCCCCGUCAUCAUGACUCGACCGCCCCCCGACUUUUGA
This is a messenger RNA of Fusarium falciforme, 2334 nucleotides long. Its product is annotated as Serine protease. The transcript is spliced from 3 exons. Lineage: Eukaryota; Fungi; Ascomycota; Sordariomycetes; Hypocreales; Nectriaceae. Gene Ontology annotation, biological process: proteolysis. Gene Ontology annotation, molecular function: serine-type peptidase activity. The record is from RefSeq and is a predicted model, not a curated record. The coding region runs from base 1 to 2334 and encodes 777 amino acids.